This is a messenger RNA of Lycium barbarum (goji berry), 2487 nucleotides long. Its product is annotated as receptor-like protein 15. Gene Ontology annotation, molecular function: protein binding. The transcript has 5 exons. Bases 352 to 2487 code for a protein of 711 amino acids. NCBI's taxonomy places the organism in Eukaryota, Viridiplantae, Streptophyta, Magnoliopsida, Solanales, Solanaceae. The record is from RefSeq and is a predicted model, not a curated record.
UGUCCAGCAGGUGUCCCCUCUUAGCCAUUAAACCAUGAGGACUUUUAGUCGUGUCAAAAUAAUUAUACUCUACUAAAAGAUCUAAUCAACAUUAAGUUAUCUCUCUUGUUUAGCUGUAACUUAAGGGUUCAGAAGAACAAUAUGCAGCAACCAGAGCAGAUAUGAAAAGGCCUUCCAUGAGGAUAGAUCUGCAUUCAUGAAAGAGCAUCCUGCAACUGUUCUAAUAUCUUGAUGCUUUGUUAACUUUUUACCUGGAAAAGAAAAAACUCAAAGUUCUACAGAUGAUUAUGCAAUUUCCUUGAUUGAUUUUAUACAGGCUUUUAUGGAGUGCUGAGGUUAAAAAAAUUACAAAUGUUGGAUCUGAGUUCCAACUGGCUCACAGAAGUUCCAUCCCUCCGUGGCAUGGUGUCUUUGAAGUUUUUGAACUUUGGAUUCAAUUAUCUGAAAAAUUUAUCCUCAUUCCGAGAGUUGACAACUUUAAGGGGCCUGGAGAUGCUUGACUUGCGUGGUAAUGGGAUUGCUGGUGUGAUACCUCCAUCUCUUGGGGCCAUGACAUCUUUAAAGAGCUUAUCAUUUCGUGGCAAUGGAUUAAAUGUCUCUUUCCCGGAGGAAGGUUUAUGUAAUUUGAAAAACCUCCAAGAGUUGGAUAUUAGCCAAAACAGCUUCGAGGGAUCUAUUCCUCCAUGUAUCAGCAAUUUAACAUCCCUCCGUCUCCUCAAACUUUCUGAAAAUAACCUUUCGGGAACCAUUCCUUCUGAUCUCCUUAGGCUCAAGUCCCUCGAAUACCUUUCCCUUUCUCUGAACCAUUUUGAAGGGUCCAUCUCAUUGAGUUUAUUUGCUAACAACUCCAAUCUUGAGGUUCUUGAACUUGGUAGCCUUAACAACGAGUUGCAUGUAGACACAGAAAAUACACCCUGGAAACCUCUAUUUCAGCUAAAAGUCCUACGACUAUCAAACUGCUAUCUCAAUGAUCCAAGUAGAUCUAUUCCGAGCAUUCUUUUGACUCAGCAUGAUUUAAGAGUUGUUGACCUCAGUUACAAUUCCAUGGUUGGAAAGCUUCCCACUUGGUUAGUGAAAAACAAUGCAAGAUUGGAGUUCCUUAGUCUUGCACAAAACUCAUUCAUGGGUCAAUUUGUGUUACCUGCUGAUUCUGAAAAUCUUGAUUUGAUUGUGAUUGAUGUGUCUACGAAUUAUAUUCAAGGCCCGCUUCCAACAUCCAUUGGCCAUAUUCUCCCAAAUUUGAGGUAUUUGAACAUUUCUAGAAACUCGUUCAAAGGUAGUAUUCCUCAUUCAAUCGGCAACAUGAGUAAGUUAGAGUCACUGGAUCUGUCGAGCAACAAUUUUACUAGGGAAUUACCUGAACGCUUGGUUAUGGGCUGUAACGAAUUGCUUACGCUGAAGCUUUCACAGAAUAAACUGCAGGGCCAGUUAUUUCCCAAAAAAUGGAACCUCACAUCGCUCAGGUUGUUGCAUUUAGAUAAUAAUAUUUUUUCCGGACAGUUGUUACAUGGACUUCUUACAAGCUCCGACUUCAGAGUGUUGAAUCUAAGCGAUAACUCGAUCUCAGGAAAACUACCUGAUUGGAUGGGGGACUUUUCUUCCCUUUUGUUCCUUGUUGCGUCCAGGAACUUGUUCAAAGGUCCUAUACCAGUUGGCUUUUGCAGACUUGUUGAACUGAUUGUAUUAGACCUUUCAUGGAAUAGUCUUUCUGAUAAAAUACCUCAUUGUUUCAAUUUAUCAUCACUAAUUUAUUUAAGCCUUCACAAAAAUGAAUUGUCAGGACCUUUGCCAGGAGCUCUUUAUAGAUCAUCUUCCCUUGUGACAUUGGAUAUUGGGGAUAAUAAACUAUCAGGGGAAAUUCCAAGGUGGAUCAACCUACUCCCAAAUUUGAGGUUUCUUUUAUUAAAUAGAAACAAUUUUGUAGGUUCCAUUCCUUUUCAGCUAUGUCAGCUUCACAACAUCAGCAUACUGGAUCUUUCUUUCAAUAACAUUUCUGGUCUAAUACCUUCAUGUUUGACUGAUAUACCAUUUGGUCGUAGAAAAGCACAUGAUCAAACCUUCAAAAAUAACCAGUUCACUCAUCACGUGGUAGAAAUAGAAUUUAUCUCAAAGAGUAGGCCUAAUUCAUACAAAGGAAGCAUCUUGGAUUUCAUGUCAGGGAUCGAUUUUUCUAGGAAUAGAUUGACAGGACGUGCACCAGAUAGGAAGGCUCAGUUUGCAACAUUUGAUGCUAGAAGCUAUGAAGGCAAUCCUUUUCUUUGUGGAUUACCUCUCCAGGAAAAUUGCGGAAGGAGCACAGGCGCAGUAUCAAAUCCGAAUCCAGGAGAUCUAGGAGAAACUGAUGAUCUGUUCAAAGAUUCAUUUUUUCAGACUUUUGUUCCAUCAUGCGUUGUAGCAUUCCUGGGAGUUGCUGCUUUUAUCUACUUCAACUCUACUUGCAGAAUGAUUUUUCAGUUUAUUGAAGCAAAACUCUUAUCUUCCAGAUAG